Messenger RNA from Aureobasidium vineae, 1245 nucleotides. The record is from the annotation of a GenBank genome assembly. NCBI's taxonomy places the organism in Eukaryota, Fungi, Ascomycota, Dothideomycetes, Dothideales, Saccotheciaceae.
AUGCCUUUCGCCAUUAGACGGCCUGAGGGCGAGGUCGGUGCCGUUUGGCCCGCCAUUGCUGUCGGUGCAUUCGUUGCUUUUGGUGGUGUCCUAUAUGGUUAUGACACAGCAAUGGAUUACUGGCUGAGAUUGUUCGCUACCCACACCGACGCUGCAGGCAAACAUUACCUCACUGCCAGCCAGUCAUCCGAGAUUGUCUCCUUGCUCUCAGUUGGUACUUUCUUCGGUGCCCUCCUGGCAGCCCCCAGCGGUGAUUUCCUUGGUCGCAAGUUGGGUUUGAUGGCUUGGUUGUGUGUCUUCAGCGUUGGUGUUGUCCUUCAGACUGCUGCAACUGCGAUUCCCCUCUUCGUUGCUGGUCGUACUAUCGCUGGUCUCGGUGUCGGUGGUAUCUCAGCCUUGAUUCCUCUCUACCAAUCUGAGACUGCACCCAAGUGGAUCAGAGGAACUAUCGACACCGGAUCAUACCGCAUUCCUAUCGCCGUGCAAUUCGCUUGGGCCAUCAUCCUGUUCAGCGGCCUCCUCAUUCUUCCCGAGACUCCAAGAUUCUACAUCAAGCAGGGCAAGCACGAGAAAGCUGCUCGUGCUCUUGCCAAGCUCAGACGUCUUCCUGUCGACCACCCUGCCAUCGAGGGCGAGCUGGCUGAGAUCACCGCCAACCACGAAUACGAAAUGUCUCUCGGAAAGGCCAGCUACAUCGAUUGCUUCAAGGGAAAUCUUGGCAAGCGUCUUGCUACCGGCUGUGGUCUUCAAGCCCUCCAACAGUUGAGCGGUGUCAACUUCAUUUUCUACUACGGAACUCCCUUCUUCCAGAACUCUGGUAUUGCCAAUGGUUUCACCAUCAGCUUGAUCACUUCUUGCAUCAACGUCGCCUCCACCUUCCCUGGCUUGUACCUGGUUGAGAAGUGGGGCAGAAGAAAGCUUCUGCUUUUCGGAGCUGCUGGUAUGGCUGUCUGUCAGCUUAUCGUUGCUGGUGUCGGUCUCAUGCCUACCUCCAACCAUGCCGCCCAGAGCGCUCUCGUGGCCUUUGUUUGUAUCUACAUCUUCUUCUUCGCCUCUUCCUGGGGACCCUGUGCUUGGGUUGUUACUGGUGAGAUCUUCCCUUUGAAGGUCAGAGCCAAGUCCCUCUCUAUGACCACCGCCUCCAACUGGCUCCUCAACUGGGCCAUUGCCUAUGCUACGCCCUACAUGACGAACGCGAUCCACACCAACGUCUUCUGGCUCUGGGCUGCAUUCUGCUGCAUGUAA